AUGACAGAACGCACUGGUGGCAGCGACGUAUCCGGAACUGAAACAGUAGCCUAUCUAAGCCCUGAGAAUGAACGGCAAGAAGGCAAAGACGCUAGUGGUUUCGAACUUGGGCUCUGGGAGAUAGACGGAUUUAAAUGGUUCUCCUCUGGUACGGAGUCGAUGAUGACAAUGCUUCUUGCCAGGACAACAAAAGGCAUCAGUCUCUUCUAUGCGCCGAUGCGUCGAAAGACUAUGGACCAGUUCGGGAAUACUACCACUCAAUUGAACUGCAUUCGUAUCCAGCGACUGAAGAAUAAACUCGGAACAAGGGCCAAUACCACUGCAGAGCUGGAAUUGAAAGGAAUGAGAGCUUGGCUCAUUGAGGAAGAAGGAAAUGGAAUCAAACAGGUCACUCAAGUCUUGAGUGUUACACGUUUGCAUAUAGCUAUCAAUUGCCUGGGGAACUGGGCUAGGGGUCUAGCGGCUAGUCGUGCUUACUCCAAAUCCGUCCUUGCUAAGGAGCAUGUAAAGUAUAGAGGGAUCUGGAUGUUGUUGAACUUUGCAUCACCAUUUCUCGGAGCCUCGGAGAACUUGCCUUCUGAAAAGGAGACUUCCAAGGAGCCGUUUGAGCUCCUGCCGGAACGUCCAGAGGAUGUUCUACUUCUUCUCCGGGUUUUGACGUCCCCGAUUAAAGGAGUAUCUGCGAGAGCAUCUAUUCACGGUCUUCUAGAGUGUAUCGAGUUCCUGGGAGGAGUCGGUUAUCUCGAGAAUGAGAGAUGGAUUUCAACAUUGCGCGAAUGUACCGUGAUGUUACUAGGGAGCGCAGUAAUGGAUUGUCUCAAUAGAUGGAUCCACCGGAUCCUCCAAGACACUUUCGAUGCUUUGCAGUCAGUGAUUGAAAAUCUGGAAACCCAAUGGUCCAGCCUUCAACAAACUAUCAAAGAAUCCGACAAGGUCACACUAAUGGUUAACGCAAAUGAGAUUAUGGAGGAUCUUACUGCUAUUGUGUCUGGGGUCAUACUUGUGGCAGACGCAGCUCGUGACCAUGACGAGACAGCCAUCGCUGUUGCAAGAAGCUGGAUGGAUAUUUCUUUUACUGCAAAGGCUCAGCGAAGGGAGCCUGGUAGUUUAGAGCAGCUCAAAAUCAACCAGGAGAUUGUAUUUGGGAAAAUCUAG
Messenger RNA from Talaromyces stipitatus ATCC 10500, 1155 nucleotides. Its product is annotated as electron transport oxidoreductase, putative. The transcript is spliced from 3 exons. Bases 1 to 1155 code for a protein of 384 amino acids. Gene Ontology annotation, molecular function: oxidoreductase activity, acting on the CH-CH group of donors. Lineage: Eukaryota; Fungi; Ascomycota; Eurotiomycetes; Eurotiales; Trichocomaceae. The record is from RefSeq and is a predicted model, not a curated record.